AUGAACAAUUUUAAAUUGUGUGAUGUUUUGAAGUUGAAGAGAGCUAUUAAAAUACUGCUAUCUUUAAGUGGACUUACUUAUGUGACACAUUAUAUCAUACUCAAAUGCAACUUCACGUCGAAUUUCGUGAUAAGAAAAGUUGGCGGAAAAAUACUUCCCUGCUUAUAUAUAACAGCGCAGUCGGCGAGAUCUCCAUUAGUUCGCGAACCAAUUGCGUUGCCGGUGCUUGUGAGUUUAAAUACAACCAAAAGUAAUAACAAUAUCUACAAUUAUUUUUUAAAUACAAUGGCAGACAGCGAUCGUAUUGUAUUUCCUGAAGAAGAAAAGACUUUGGAAGUAGAUGUUGCUAAUGUUGAAGAUAAGACUACCGGUGGAGACACAAAUACAAUAGAAGAAGCAUCUCCGAACGUAGAAAUGAGGAACGUGGUCGUGGUGCCUCCAAACUGCCCAAAGGGCUACGAGAUGUCAGCUGAUGGUGUCUGUCGAGAGGUCUUCUAGUAAAUGAUAAUUUACAAAAUAUAGUAUUAUAUAUUAAGUUUAAUACCUAAUUUAUUUCUAGUAAAGUAUUAUAAACUCCAAAAUCUGAACUGCAUGGAAACUGAAGUGGCGGCUCUCGUAAGCAGUUAUUUAACUUUACCUACGUUAUAAGUGUUUUUGUCCUCAGAGCUAGACGCUCGCAGUAUUAUUAUUGUUUGGAAUGUUUAUUCAGUGUUUGAAUGUAAAGGCUUCGUAAUAAUAUAAUGAGUAAGGAUUCAAUAAAGUGAUUUUGUAUUUUA
Achroia grisella is the source of this 776-nucleotide messenger RNA. RefSeq lists its product as uncharacterized. The record is from RefSeq and is a predicted model, not a curated record. The transcript is spliced from 4 exons. NCBI's taxonomy places the organism in Eukaryota, Metazoa, Arthropoda, Insecta, Lepidoptera, Pyralidae. The coding region runs from base 1 to 498 and encodes 165 amino acids.